Molecule: messenger RNA, 3318 nt
Organism: Armigeres subalbatus
Lineage: Eukaryota; Metazoa; Arthropoda; Insecta; Diptera; Culicidae
Product: phospholipid phosphatase homolog 1.2 homolog
Exons: 6
Coding region: 489-1409 (306 amino acids)
Biological process (GO): phospholipid metabolic process; signal transduction; phospholipid dephosphorylation
Cellular component (GO): plasma membrane
Molecular function (GO): phosphatidate phosphatase activity
Source: RefSeq, a predicted model, not a curated record
GCUCAGUAUAAAUUGUGAUUCCAAGCCAACCGGUUGCUUGUUCUACUGGUCGUGCCUCCUUCUGUGCACGUUGUGAUUGCCUCAGUACCUACCUAUAUAAAAUUUCGAAAUUCACGCGAGCACUGUCAACAAAGAACCUACCCAAACCGGCCCAUGCUACUUAGGAACAAUAAUAGUGCCGGUUCUGCCUGUUGGCCAUGUGCGUUUAAUUUCAAAGUGGGAUUAAAUUGCAUAAGAGCUUUCAUGUGAAGAGAACGCCUGCCGUAUACUGCUCAAGUGUUAAACAACCAAUUGCAAAUAUAGUUCGGCUCUAACGGUGCUGCGUAAUCAGUGAAUGUUUUUCUUUUCAAGUCCGGUUAUGUAGACUUAUUAAAUGUGCGAUUUGAAGUAAUCCAAUACAAUAAGUAAAACUAGUGUACAUAUAUAAAAGUGCAUCGUACCUAAAAUUCGCGAUAUUUAUUUAUCUGAUUAAGUUCAGUGUUAGAAACAUGGAUACAGAAUCAUUAAAAAUAUUCAGCAAGUCCAAAUCAACAUUUAAUUGGACAGUAUUCUUCGACAUACUGACAACAAUCGCAGUUAUAACUUUGGUGGUGUUCUGCGAGUUUGGAUCAUUCCCGCAGGUUGUGCAGCGAGGUUACUACUGUGACGACAGGUCUAUUCAACGUUCCUUCACUGGAGACACGGUGGCCACGGGAGUAAUCAUUGCCAGUGGAUUUGUUCCCCUCUUUUUAAUAUGGCUAACGGAGCUAAUAUUUUAUUCUCCCACAUCAUCCUUCGCAUAUAGCAGAUCAAAAGGUCCAAAUAGUCGAUGGUUCACUUCGUGGCUUGAAAGCUGGCACUGGUCUAGAAAGUACGGUAAAGGACUAAUAAUCAAGCUUUUGAUAGUAGACAUAAUGAAGACGUUCUCUGGUGAACAUAGACCUCACUUCCUGGAAACAUGCCUUCCGGACAUCAUUUGUGAAGGAAACGAGUACGUUUCCUCGUACACAUGUACAAACACCGAAUUUCGGCCUUACUUUAUACGAGAUGCUAGUAAAUCCUUCCCUUCCGGACAUUCUUCGGUGAGUGUCUACGGUUCGAUCUUCAUGAUUUGGUACCUGCAAAAACGGAUCCCGAAGAUGACAUCCCUUGUGGCACUUCCAUUGUGUCAAAUUGCGGCGGCCACAUGGGGAAUAUUCUGUUCUUUCUCGCGCAUAAUCGACAAUCGUCACCACUGGUGGGACGUUCUCGCCGGAGCGUUCAUUGGAGUGGUAGCUGCCAGUAUGACGUGCUAUUUCAGUUGCCACAAUUUUGAUAGAACGAAACUGAAAAUCAAGGAGCCAGCUUACAAAGAGCACGACAUUAAUCUGGUUCCUAAUCCUGUGACGUUUAUUGCAUCUCGCGGUGUUAAUGGAACCACCAAUUCCUGAACAUUCCGUCGAUUUAGAAUAGAAUAAGCACUACAGUUGUCAAUUUUUAACAAAACGGAAACCAUAGGUAUUUCAGAAAAUGUAUUACGUUGUCAACGAAUUUACACAAAUCCAUGGGAUUUUUAGUAGCAAAAGUUCAAACAAUGUGAUUGUUUGUUUGCGUGCACGUAUUGUGAUAUUAUAACUAGCCCAGUUUUGUUCGGUAAUCAGACGAGAUAGGUAUGUGCACUACUAGACACCAUUCUAUUACUAACUAGAGAAAACGACACCGGAAAUACGAAUCACUGCGUGGAAGAAUGGCGAUCAACAUAAUGUCAUUGCGUGGCACUGCAAACGUGCACCGGUGUAACUUGAGAUCGGCUUAGCGGUUCAUUAUCCAACUCGUUUAGUCGCUUAGUGGUGUUUCUCAACGUAGCGAAUUUUACUCAUCAUAAGUUGAAGACUGAAAAUGAUUACAGUACAGAGUAUUUUGUUCAGUCACCUAGGAAUUCCCAUGCUUAAUUAUUAAAGACUGGUUUGGACCUUGUAAAAACCAAAUAAUCAUGCUUCAAACGUGCACAUGUGUCCAAAAUGCAUAUCCCUUUGGGCAAGAAACGCGCAGUACCUUCCUUCCAUUCUAGAGUAUGAUUUUCAUUUCAGCUGUAAUCAUUCUGUGAGUAACCUAACCAAACGCUUCCUGACUCAAUAUUAUGGUCAGAUAAGUUAUCACUCAACAUUUGGAGACGUCAAUAAUGAUUGGCUGUAGACAACAUUGUAACAUUUCAUUCAAGAUAAUUUGCGCGUAUCUUGCUUGUAGUUAAUGACUUCGGGAGUAGGUUGUUUCAUCGACAUAAACUUCAGAUUUCACGUCGACUGACACUAUUAAUUCAAUUAGUUCCCUUGCUUAUAAUACUUUAAAAGAUUUAUGUAUAAGCCUAUAGAGGAAUCAUGAACUUUCUCUUUGUUCUUUAUUUCCAUUAUGAAUCAUGAGCUGAUAUUUGUAUGUCUGAUCAGUUUAUGUUUGUUGUGUAUCCGAUAAAAAGACAUUCCAUUAGUCGACACAUUCAUUGGAAUGAAAUAUAGUUCUAAUACUUAUAGGAAAGUUUCAGCUUUAAUCUUACUAUCUUUAUGGCGAUACAAGCAUUGGUCCCAGGAGAAACAUGUGAUUAAUUUGAGACAAUUUUCAGCUGUCGCCAAAUAUUUGUUUUUGUAAUUUUUUCCUAAAGGGCAUUUAUGAAACAUUAAUAAUAUUCUAAUCCUAAGCAUUGAUAUGUAAACUUUUCCGUUGCAUGGAGCUAUUUUGUUGAGCAUAGAGCUCAAACCGAACGGCUAGAAAGAUGAAAACAUACCAAAUAUACCAUUGUGGCCUAAAAUCACCUAAACCAUUAUUCAAAGAAAAAUCAGGAAAAGAACAAUAAGGAAAUCUUUCCUAUUCCGCGUUGAGAAACACUGCUGCUAGUAGAAAAAUAGAAACGAACGAAAAUCUAGAAGCACUAGCGAAUUAGGAAAAAAGUUCAACGCAUAAGAUAAAAGUAAAGUGGUGUAAACAGUUUUAGAUACUUGUAAGUAGUUGGAUCGUAAAAUUAAAAUACGAAAGAAAAGAUAAAUAUGAAUGUGGAAUGAAUGUUAUCAAUAUAAAUGUAUGAAUGAUUUAUGAAUUGUGGAAAUAUUCUAUAUAAUUAUGUUUACAUUUUAACUUGAAAGAUUACACAAACUGAAAACUGAGAAUGUUUCCGUCAUCGUACCUAGUAACUUCAGGAAAUUGAAAAUUUCUUAAAUUAGUUUUAAACCUCAUUAUGACAAUGAUAAAUGUUUGUAAGUAUGAAUAAACUAUUAAUAACAAAACCCACCAUAUAGAAACUGCAAUAAAAAUGUAUUUUCCGAUGUAUGGCCCUUGAAAAAAAUAAACGUAUAGCAAGCCUUAAAUUUA